Messenger RNA from Pleurotus ostreatus (oyster mushroom), 1698 nucleotides. RefSeq lists its product as uncharacterized. Bases 1 to 1698 code for a protein of 565 amino acids. The record is from RefSeq and is a predicted model, not a curated record. The transcript has 14 exons. Gene Ontology annotation, molecular function: transmembrane transporter activity. Gene Ontology annotation, cellular component: membrane. NCBI's taxonomy places the organism in Eukaryota, Fungi, Basidiomycota, Agaricomycetes, Agaricales, Pleurotaceae. Gene Ontology annotation, biological process: transmembrane transport.
AUGUCGACCUCUGAUAACCCUGUAUCACCCCGGCGACAUAACUCGAAUCUUGAGGAGUACGAGAGAUCGAGCGAUGGGCGGCCGGUUUUCUUCCUCACGUACAGUGAGCUGAAGUUGCUUGGAAUUGCAGGGAUUGGGUUCUUCCUUGAUGCCUACGAUCUAUUCAUCAUCAACCCUGUGGCGACAAUGCUUCAAUAUCGCCUCUAUGGAGGAAAUCACUUGCCAGCAAAUCUUGAAGGGUUUGUCAAGGCUGGCGCAAAUAUUGGCAGUGUCAUCGGUCAAUUCGCAUUCGGUUAUGCUGCUGAUGCCCUUGGUCGCAAGGCUGUCUAUGGGAAGGAGCUCAUGCUCAUUAUCGUUGCCACAAUCCUUACAUUGACCACUCCAACUGGCACACUCUCUCCGGAUGGCUGCCUGAUCUACCUCGGUGUAUUCCGCAUCCUCCUCGGGAUCGGCGUAGGAGGGGACUACCCUAUGUCGGCAUCCAUCACCUCAGACCGUGCUAAUCUGCGGAAACGAGGCACGCUGCUAGCGUAUAUCUUCUCAAACCAGGGAUGGGGAAGCUUCGUCGGCGGUUUGGCGACUAUGGUCGUUCUGGCGUGCUACAAGCAGGUCAUGGAUACUGAGGGCAAGACCAGCAAGGUCGAUGGAGUUUGGCGUAUCGUUGUUGGAAUCUCGCUUGUUCCUGCAUUUGGGACACUGUAUCAACGAUUGACCCUACCUGAAGCCACGCGUUACGAGGCGUCGAAAAGACUUCACGAAGAGGAAACCGCCCUUGACGAUUUAAGCAAGGCUGCACAACAGGACGCCGACAAGCCGAAAGUCGGAGAAGUGACUAAAGACGGUGUAAAAGUAGAAGCGAAGAGCGAUGAGAAAUUAUCGCCCGAUUCAAGUGAAGAGGAUAUUACAGAGGUUGCCGUUAAGAAAGCGCAUUUUAGUGAAUUCAUCAAGUACUUCUCUGAAUGGAGGCAUGCUAAACUGCUCGUCGGCACAUGCAUGUGUUGGUUCUUGCUCGAUAUCGCCUUCUACGGCAUCAAUCUCAACCAAAAUGUCGUCCUACAGCAGAUUGGGUUCGAUGGUGCUGAAGGCACACCAUGGGAGAAACUGUUCAAGAUCGCAACAGGGAAUAUUAUCAUCACCGCCCUUGGUUUCGUCCCAGGCUACUAUGCGUCCAUCUUGACGAUCGAGUAUCUUGGCCGAAAGUGGAUUCAGAUUCAAGGGUUCCUGAUGUCGGCGUUGUUCUUGGCUAUCCUUGCUGGGAUGUUUGACAAACUCAGUACCGCGGCGUUCAUCGUCAACUUCGCUUUGCUCCAAUUCUUCUUUAACUUCGGUGCAAACACGUUAGUUUCUCGUUCACUCUUCAUGUUUACUUGGCUUGCUAACCUUGAGCGUACAACCUUAGCACCACCUACCCUUACUACACAGUGUUACCCUGCAGAAGUCUUCCCCACACGAUUCCGUGCGUUUGCACAUGGAAUCUCAGCGGCAGCGGGGAAAGCUGGGGCCAUCAUCUCGGCCUUGGCAUUCAAUAAGCUCAGCAAGGAAAUCGGCACUCCUGCGGUAUUGUGGAUAUUCUUCGGAUGCUGCAUCGCUGGAGCGGUGUUUACGCUCUUGCUUCCCGAGGUGAAAGGUCGUGACCCGGAUCUCAUUCUCAUCGAGGAGAUGAGGGCGGAGAGGGCCGCGAGGGAUGCUAGGUCUUAA